AUGACAGGAACAACACCAACACCAACACCCUCCACCCUCCCCACCCGCUCCCCACCAACCAACACAACCAUCCUCAUCUCCGGCGCGGGCAUCGGCGGGCUCUUCACGGCCCUCGAAUGCUGGCGCCUUGGCUUCACGGUCCGCAUCCUCGAACGCGCCGCCUUCUCCUCCGCGCAAGGCGACAGCGUAACCAUCGGGCCCUCCGCCCUCUCCAGCCUGCGCAACUGGCCCUGGCUGCACGGGCGCAACCUCGAAAUCACCGAAACGCCGCUGCUGUACUACUGCAACCACCGCGGCGAGCGGCUCAGCGGCCCGAUCGAUAUGGACGCCGUGGUCGCCAGCGGGAGGGUGUAUAUGCAUGCGAGGCCGCGGUUGCAUGAGAUGUUACUGACUCAAUUGAGGGCUUGUGGGGUGGAGGUGGAGUAUGGAAGGAAGGUCGUUGGGUACUAUGAGGAUGAGGGGAGGGGGAAGGGCGGUGUGGUGGUGCAGGGUGGGGAGAGGGUGGAGGGGGAUGUGGUUGUUGCGGCGGAUGGGGUGCAUACGCGGAGUUGGGAAUUGGUGCAGGGGGAGGAGGUUGGGGCGAGGAGUAGUGGGCAUGGGAUUUUGAGGGCGGCGUUUGGGGUGGAUGUUGCGAUGGCGGAUGAGGCUGUUAGGGAGAGGUGGCCGUUGGAGGAGGGCGGGAGGGCCGUGGUGGAGUUGUGGGUUGGGCCGGAUGUUUACUGCACGUUUCUCAGGAGUAAGGAUCGCUUUACGUGGACUCUUACGCAUCCGGAUCAUGGUACAGCAGAAGAGUCCUGGUCUCAUAAGGUCGAUGUCGAGGAAGCUCUAAAGUUCACAGCAAAGAUCCCUGAUUUCCCAGACUACGCCAACCGGCUGAUCAAGCUGACACCUCCAGACAAAUUAAUCGACUGGAAACUGAUGUGGCGAGACCCCAAUUCGCAGUGGACUUCCCCCGGUGGACGAGUGAUCCAGCUCGGCGAUGCAGCGCAUUCAUUCCUGCCAUCCUCCGGCAACGGCGGCACCCAAGCAAUCGAAGACGCCAUCUCCCUCGCAACCUGCCUCUCCCUAGCCCACACCACGCACCAACCCCUCCCCCUCGCCCUGCGCAUCCACAACCUCCUCCGCUUCGAGCGCGUCUCCUGCCUGCAAGCCUUCGGGGUCCUAAACCGCGACGCGCGCAACACGAAGAACAACGACCCCAAGGACAAGAAGCACGAAGUCCGGCUGGGCAAGUGGAUCGUCGAGCAUGAUCCGGAGGUUUACGCGAGGGAGCGGUGGGAUGAGGCGGUUAGGUGUGUUGGGGAGGGGAGGGAGAAGGAGUGGAGGAAUGGGAAUGUGCCGAAGGGGAUGGUGUAUGUUCCUUGGACGAUUGAUGGGUUGAUGGAGGCGAGGGGGAGGGGGGAGAGGACGGUGCUGGAUGGGGAUUGGAGUUAG
This is a messenger RNA of Zasmidium cellare ATCC 36951, 1434 nucleotides long. RefSeq lists its product as uncharacterized. NCBI's taxonomy places the organism in Eukaryota, Fungi, Ascomycota, Dothideomycetes, Mycosphaerellales, Mycosphaerellaceae. The transcript has 4 exons. Gene Ontology annotation, molecular function: FAD binding; monooxygenase activity. Gene Ontology annotation, biological process: secondary metabolite biosynthetic process. The record is from RefSeq and is a predicted model, not a curated record. Bases 1 to 1434 code for a protein of 477 amino acids.